Messenger RNA from Penicillium maclennaniae, 2088 nucleotides. RefSeq names its product potassium ion transporter. Gene Ontology annotation, biological process: potassium ion import across plasma membrane; intracellular potassium ion homeostasis. Gene Ontology annotation, molecular function: high-affinity potassium ion transmembrane transporter activity. The coding region runs from base 1 to 2088 and encodes 695 amino acids. Lineage: Eukaryota; Fungi; Ascomycota; Eurotiomycetes; Eurotiales; Aspergillaceae. The record is from RefSeq and is a predicted model, not a curated record. The transcript has 10 exons. Gene Ontology annotation, cellular component: plasma membrane.
AUGUGGAAGCCUCCGAUAGACUUUCUUACCUUGCAUUAUGCCUGGAUCAUCACACUGAGUAUUCUGAGCUUAGUGAUUAUCUAUCCAUAUGGAAAUCUCCGGGCGAUUGAUGCCUACUUUUUCGGCGCCAGUGCAUCGACCGAGUCGGGCUUGAAUACGGUCGAUGUCAAGGCUUUGAAGACCUAUCAGCAGGUGUAUAUCUAUCUCGUUCCAAUUCUGGGGAAUUUGGGCUUCAUCAAUAUCAUCGUGGUCGUUGUGCGCUUGCGCUGGUUUGAGAAACGAUUGAAGGCUCGCCACAUCUUCUACGACCACAACCGUCUAUCGCUCAAGAUGCCGAGGCUCAGCUUCAAGAUGAGGUCGGCCCGGAAGGUUGUACCCGACGCCGGUGCACUGAGGAAACAGGAUGAGCGUGAAUCCCCUGAGAACACUCCGGAUGGACUCGACGAGAUUUUGGAGAUUUCUCCUAGUUCCGACAGGGUGACAGACUCAGAGGUCGACAUCGACCCCAAGAGUCCCGUUCCGGACCUGCCUCCCAUCCGUCAAACAAUCCAAUUCGCCGAUGAGGGGCAAUCACGGAAUGAGAAAGCCCUUUACAUCCCCCCGCCGUGGAGGCGUGAUAGAGGUGGUAGCUUUGUCGAAGUCGAGGAAGACUAUGCCGAUGAUGAGACUGCUGAAGGAAAAUCGAUCAUGUCAACCUACACCGACCAAGGACGUAUCGACGGGCUCCGUCGUCGCCAAACCGCCACGAGCAUCUAUUCCACAACUACCCGGCCGCUCGAGCAAGCUGCUUCGAUGAUGUUUCGAGUCGGAGGGUCCGCAAGUUCGACUCGAGCUCCCAAUCCCAAACGAGAAUUCAAGAACCUGGACCUACCCAAUAUCUCCUCCCAGGCGACGCAGAGCCGAAACUCUCAGUUCCACAACUUGACAGCCGAGGAUCGUCAGAAACUGGGUGGUAUCGAGUACCGUAGUUUAAAACUGUUGCUGAAGAUUGUCAUCGGCUACUUCGUCGGGCUGCAUCUUUUCGGAGCCAUUUGUCUGGUCGGAUGGGUUUUGCACUGUGACCCGAGAUAUCGUGAAUACCUCGCUGAGUGCGGCCAAGGAGAUGUCUGGUGGGGCUUCUACUCCUCCCAAACAAUGAUCUCCAAUCUCGGCUUCACUCUAACUCCUGACUCAAUGGUCCACUUCCAGGACGCAACAUUCCCAUUGAUUGUCAUGAGCUUUCUCGCCUUCGCCGGAAACACUUGCUACCCAUGCCUCCUUCGCCUGAUCAUCUGGAUCAUGUACAAACUGUGUCCUCAGAACUCGUCGAUGAAAGAAACCCUCUCUUUCCUCCUCGACCACCCCCGUCGCUGCUUCACGCUCCUCUUCCCAAGCAAACCAACCUGGAUUCUCUUCGGUAUCCUGUUCAUCAUGAACGCCGUGGACGUGAUCUUCAUCAUUGUUCUUGACCUCCACAAUCCGGCCGUCGAUAACCUCCCCGCUGGUCCACGGACGCUCGCUGCGAUCUUCCAAGCCGCCUCGACUCGCCAUACGGGGACUGCCAUUUUCAAUCUGGCGAAUGUCAAUCCCGCGGUACAGUUCAGUUUGGUGGUGAUGAUGUACAUUGCCGUCUUCCCUAUUGCGAUCAGUGUCAGAGCAAGCAACGUUUACGAGGAGAGGACCUUAGGUGUUUAUGCUGCGGAAACCACUGCUGAUGAGCAGAACGGGAAGUCAUAUAUAAUCACGCACAUUCAGAACCAGUUGAGUUUUGAUUUGUGGUAUAUCUUCCUCGGGUGCUUUUGCAUUUGCAUUGCUGAGUCUGGAAAGAUCGCGGAUAACAAUGAUCCGGCAUUCUCGGUCUUCUCGGUCUUGUUCGAGGUUGUUUCAGCAUAUGCGAAUGUCGGUCUUAGUCUAGGCUAUCCAACCAACAAUGCUUCCCUCUCUGGGGAGUUCUCCAUAUUCAGCAAACUCGUCAUUUGUUUCAUGAUGAUUCGAGGCCGGCAUCGUGGAUUGCCGUAUAGCAUCGAUCGGGCCAUUGUUCUCCCGGGAGAGAACUUUGUCGAUCGUGGAGAGGACGGCGUGUCACAGAGAAGGGAAUUGACACAAUAA